Molecule: messenger RNA, 2047 nt
Organism: Juglans microcarpa x Juglans regia
Lineage: Eukaryota; Viridiplantae; Streptophyta; Magnoliopsida; Fagales; Juglandaceae
Product: protein PECTIC ARABINOGALACTAN SYNTHESIS-RELATED-like
Exons: 11
Coding region: 16-1677 (553 amino acids)
Source: RefSeq, a predicted model, not a curated record
AGUCCGACGCGAGCCAUGGUGGAGCUCAGGCACUCAAUCUCGAUCGGGAGCCGAGGUUCUUCCUCUCCGAUUAAGCGCGAUGGCGACUUGUCCCCUUUAAUUCCCGAUAGCCAGCCUAACGACGACGACGAUCACGAUCGCUACUCCUCCAAGGAUCGUGACCGCCCGUUCUGGUACCAUUUCCACUCCAUAUGCCCCUUCUUCAACGACGAUGCUAGGUUUUCUCCGCACAACUCCAGGAUCUGCCUCGUCUUCCUACUUCUCCUCCUCCUCGCUGGUUUGAUUUCAGUUUUAUCAAUCGUAAACCGAUUGAAUGCUCCUUACUUGUGUAGAAAAGAUGGCAUUGUUCUUCACUGCCCACAUGUCAAGGAAUCUCCUUCACUCUGGGAGAAUCCAUUCUCAGCCACCACAUCCUGGAAGCCUUGUGCUGAGCACCGUGAUGGUGGAAUGUCAAAUCUUCCAUCUGAAAAUGAAACAGCAGGCUAUAUAUUCAUCCAUGCUGAGGGUGGUCUGAAUCAACAAAGAAUUGCUAUAUGCAAUGCAGUUGCUGUGGCUAAAAUAAUGAAUGCCACCCUUAUUUUGCCAGUGUUGAAGCAAGACCAGAUCUGGAAAGACCAAACGAAAUUUGAAGACAUCUUUGAUGUAGAUCAUUUCAUUGACUACCUAAAGGAUGACGUGCGAAUUGUCCGUGAUAUCCCUAAGUGGUUUACAGACAAAUCAGAGCUUUUCACAAGUAUAAGACGGACAGUAAAAAAUAUUCCAAAGUAUGCACCAGCACAAUUUUACAUCGAUAAUGUUCUGCCCCGACUCAAGGAGAAGAAGAUAAUGGCACUAAAACCUUUUGUUGAUCGGCUUGGGUAUGACAAUGUUCCUCCAGAAAUCAACAGGCUAAGGUGCAGGGUGAAUUAUCAUGCUUUGAAAUUUCUUCCCGAGAUAGAGCAGAUGGCUGAUUUACUGGCAUCAAGGAUGAGAAACCGUACGGGCAGUUCAAAUCCUUAUAUGGCUCUUCAUCUUCGGUUUGAGAAAGGGAUGGUAGGCCUAUCGUUCUGUGAUUUUGUGGGAACAAGGGAGGAGAAAGCCAUAAUGGCAGAAUAUAGAAAGAAGGAAUGGCCUCGACGUUAUAAGAAUGGUUCCCACCUAUGGCAACUGGCCCUGCAGAAGCGGAAGGAAGGCCGAUGCCCUCUUGAGCCUGGAGAAGUGGCUGUGCUUCUUCGGGGAAUGGGCUAUCCCAAGGAAACUCAAAUUUAUGUUGCUUCGGGGCAGGUCUAUGGUGGGCAUAACAGGAUGGCGCCCCUCAGGAACAUGUUCCCGAAUUUGGUUACCAAAGAGGAGUUAGCAACUAAGGAGGAGUUGGUUGGUUUCAGGAAGCAUGUGACAAGCUUAGCAGCCCUUGACUUCUUGGUAUGCUUGAAAUCUGAUGUGUUUGUGAUGACUCAUGGAGGAAACUUUGCUAAACUGAUAAUCGGGGCACGCAGAUACAUGGGUCACCGUCAGAAAUCUAUAAAACCCGACAAGGGGCUUAUGGCUAAAUCCUUUGGGGAUCCGUAUGUGGGCUGGGCAACCUUCGUGGAGGAUGUGGUUGUCACCCACCAGACACGGGCUGGAUUGCCGGAAGAGACAUUUCCCAACUAUGACCUCUGGGAGAACCCACUGACUCCUUGCAUGUGUAAAGCUUGAUCGCAAGGAUUUCCACAUAUGAAUGUUUACCACCGGAGCAUCUCUCCUUCACCAACAAGUUCAUUCUCAUUCGAAAUGCAAGUUGGUUGGAGCCCAAUGUCUGAAAGAGAAGAAGUCUGCAGGGAGUGGCUAGAAAUUUGGAGAUGCAGUGGAGUUACUGGCCAGCAGGAGUGAGGUUCUAACGUACAUCAUAAUAAUGUGAGCGGGUUCGCCUUCAGAUCAUCUGUUUUACUCGUCCCGUCCUUGGGCAGACACUCGACAGUUUUGACUUCUGAUUGUUCGAUAAUCUAUAACCAGCUUUUUGAACACAAAGAACUAUGUAAUUUUUCAUGUAUCACUCCAAAUCAAUGUAAACAAAGAACUAUGAUUU